CGGAAAGUGAUGCGUGCAGGUUACGUCAUGACGCACUUCCCCCUGGACUUCCUGCUCCGGGUCGUCGUCAACGUGGUUCCUGAUGUUUUGAAACGUGCAGCGUUAAAUCUAAGAUCCAAAUGGGGGAAUUUAAGGUGCACCGGGUCCGCUUCUUUGACUACAUGCCCAGCGCCAUCCGGUCCAUGGCCUUCAACAGCCACACGGAGCGGCUGGCCGUGGCCCGAGCAGAUGGCGCCGUGGAGAUCUUUAACUUUGCCGACAACUACUUCCAGGAGAAGGUCAUCGCCGGGCGGGACGGGCGGUCCAUCGAGGCGCUUUGCUGGGUCGGCUGUCGUUUGUUCAGCGCCGGUUUGGACGGGGAGAUCACAGAGUAUGACCUGGAGAACCUGAGGCCCCGCUACAGCAUCGAGGCCUACGGAGGACCAAUCUGGACAAUCAGCGGCAACAGCGAGGGGACUCUGCUGGCGGCUGGCUGUGAAGACGGGACUGUGAAGAUGUUUGAGGUCCUGGAGGACAGGAUUCAGUUUCAGAGGAACCUGAGCAGACAGAAAGGUCGGAUCAUAUCGCUGUCCUGGCAUCCGUCUGGUGCUCAGAUAGCAGCAGGAAUGAUGGACAUGAUCCGGAUCUUUGACUCGGAAACAGGCCACGCCACUCACAGGCUGCUGGUGGACCGAGGCGUUGGAGCCUCAAAGAGCCGGGAGGUGGUGGUCUGGAGCGUCGCCUUUCUGAACGACCACACCAUCAUCAGCGGCGAUUCUGCAGGAAAGGUCCAGAUCUGGGACGGGUUGACUGGAACUCUGAUCAGAACCCAUCUGGUCACCAAGUGGGAUGUCCUGGUUCUGGCCGUUUCACAGGAUGAGAGCAGUGUGAUCGCUGGGACGUCUGAAGGAACCAUUGUCCAGUUCCAGUUCAUCUCCUCCACUGUGGGACAGCAGGACAAGCUGUGGGUCCAGACCAGAACCUUUAAGAACCACUCGCACGAUGUUAGGGCGCUGGUUCACACCGACUCGGCCGUGAUUUCUGGAGGUAUGGACACCCAGUUGGUGGUGAGACCCCUGCUGGACAAAGUGGAGAAGAACACCCAGGAGUCUGCGCUUCGUAAAAUUGCUUUCCCACACAGAAACCUUGUUAGUUGUGCAAAGAAAGCUGGACUUCUGCUCUUCCAGUUCCCGGAUCAUUUGGAGCUGUGGAGGCUUGGAGAGAGCGACAGAAAUGGAACACCUGGAGAGAGUCUACCUGUGAAGAGGAAACCAGAGAAACUGAUCCAGCUGAAGACAAAGGGCGAGGACCAUAUCUGCUGCAGCGCGUUGUCUCCGUGUGGAAGCUGGUUAUCUUACGCCACCGUCGCCGCCGUUCGUCUCUACAGGCUGCAGAUCAGCAGCAACGACAUCAGCAUCCAGAAGGUGUCCAAGCUGCCCAGGGAGCUGAAGUCGGUCCAUCAGCUCUGCUUCUCCUCAGACUCCUGCAGGCUGUUCGCCUCUUCCAGCCUCUCCUCCGUCGUCGUCGUCGCUCUCGACCAGACGGACUGUAAAUACCUUCACACCCUCAAACACAAGUCUGGCUCCAGACAGCCUAUCCACAUCCUGUCUCCCAGUGAAGACGGUCAGUGGCUCGCGACGGCGAACACAGACUGCGAGAUCCACGUCUUCAACCUUCGAAAGAUGAAGCUGCACUGCUCGGUCCCGGCCUACAGCUCCUGCCCCACCGCCGUCUCCAUCCACCCAACCACCGGCAACCUCGUCUCCGUUCACGCCGACCAGCAGAUCUUUGAGUUCUCCCUGAAGCAGAAGGAGUACAGCGAGUGGAGCCGUCAGCUGCAGAGGCAAGGCCUGCACCCGCUGUGGCUGCAGCGCGACACGCCGGUCACCAGCAUCGCCUUCAACCCCAACAACCCGGCGCACAUCAUGCUGCACGACAUGUUCAUGUUCUGCAUCAUCGACCAGAGUCUGCCUCUUCCUGAAGCGAAGACGAAGUUCUAUAAUCAAAUGAUCCUCCGGAGUCUUCCUGAGCCACAAAGGCUCAGAGAAAGCCACGCCUUCAAGACCUGCAAGAACUUCCAGCACCUGCUGUCUGUGAACCUGCUGGAGGAUCUGUCUCUGGUUGUGGUGGAGCGCCCCCUGGUGGACAUCGUGGCUCAGCUCCCCGCUCCUGUCCGGCAGAAAAAGUUUGCCACCUAAACAGCGAUCAAGUCAUCAUGAUCACAGUAAUCUCUCCAGUUUGUUGGAGAUGUUUUGAUAAAGUGAAAACUGAGAACCGACCGUCUGUGUGUGCAUUAAUGUAUCUGAGUACGGUGGCUUAGAAGGGUCAAAACAUGCAAAAACCUCCAUUCUAAAACUAAAGAAUGGAGUGGAUAACUUAUAAAAAUGUCAAUAAUUGCUGUAGAUUUAAUUUCUUUUGAUACAUAACUGGUUGUUGUCACUUAAGGUCAACUGUUAAUUUAAUUCUGUUUUUUAAUUCAUUUUUAAAAGAAGGGAGAAAGAGUUAGAAGAAGUAGAUAAAAAAUAUUUUUAAUAUGCAAAAACCACAACAGUAUUUUACUUUUGAGAUUUUUCUUUGGACAAAAAGUAUUUCAGUUUCUGGUUUUUGCUCUUCUAAAAAUAAGCAAUGUUGAAUUUUUGUCCAAUUUUUGCAUUGUUUUCCUAAGACAUUUAAUUUAUUCUUAAAAUCCUAAUAAAACCCACACAUGACUCAGUCAGCUGAAACAUAUUCACAGACAUUUUAUUUUUGAUUGAAAUUAUUUCACAUCAUAGUUAUUUUUCCUGUCAAAGAGCCUUUGUAUUUUUAUUACAACAGCCACAGAGCAGCAGCAGCGGCAAUAAUAAUAAUUGAUAAUAGUAAUAAUAAUAACCCAGCAGGAAAAGCAGAUCAAUGCAACUGAAAAAGAGAGAAACGUGAUGGGCGCCACUUUUCCAGCUGCAAACA
This is a messenger RNA of Xiphophorus hellerii (green swordtail), 2922 nucleotides long. RefSeq names its product UTP4 small subunit processome component (gene utp4). The transcript is spliced from 17 exons. Gene Ontology annotation, cellular component: 90S preribosome; small-subunit processome; t-UTP complex. Gene Ontology annotation, molecular function: RNA binding; protein binding. NCBI's taxonomy places the organism in Eukaryota, Metazoa, Chordata, Actinopteri, Cyprinodontiformes, Poeciliidae. Bases 120 to 2177 code for a protein of 685 amino acids. The record is from RefSeq and is a predicted model, not a curated record. Gene Ontology annotation, biological process: maturation of SSU-rRNA from tricistronic rRNA transcript (SSU-rRNA, 5.8S rRNA, LSU-rRNA).